Tyto alba (common barn owl) is the source of this 5450-nucleotide messenger RNA. It is a transcript of the gene MITF, whose product is annotated as melanocyte inducing transcription factor. Lineage: Eukaryota; Metazoa; Chordata; Aves; Strigiformes; Tytonidae. Gene Ontology annotation, cellular component: nucleus. Gene Ontology annotation, biological process: regulation of transcription by RNA polymerase II; melanocyte differentiation. The transcript has 10 exons. The coding region runs from base 310 to 1785 and encodes 491 amino acids. The record is from RefSeq and is a predicted model, not a curated record. Gene Ontology annotation, molecular function: RNA polymerase II cis-regulatory region sequence-specific DNA binding; DNA-binding transcription factor activity, RNA polymerase II-specific; protein dimerization activity.
CUGAAAUCAGUUCCCAUGAAGAUUAUUCCUUUACAAUGUAGGCAGACAUACAUUUGCAGAUGUGGAGUUUAUGAAUUCUGUAUGACUUGGAGAAAUGAGCAUCGAGAUCAAAUAAAUAUCUUUUUUUCAGACCCUUCUUCUCUCACUCUAGAAUAUCACAGGUAUGGUGCCAGGCGGCUGGAGAUCAAUCCUGCAGUCAGUAUUUCAUAGGGACAUUUUGGUUAAGGGAAACAGUCGCAUUUGAGAUGAUGCGGCAGUUCCCAUCUCUUGGAAGAACUGGAUUCAUCCUCCUUAAAUGCUUCCCAAGAAAUGGCGAUCUACUUUCACAGCAAUUCCGAGCAUCCUGGCGCUUCCAAGCCUCCCUUAAGCUCCUCCAGCAUGACCUCACGAAUCCUGCUACGCCAGCAGCUCAUGCGUGAGCAGAUGCAGGAGCAGGAGCGUCGGGAGCAGCAGCAGAAGCAGCAGGCAGCCCAGUUCAUGCAGCAGCGAGUACCCGUCAGCCAGACACCUGCCAUCAACGUCAGCGUCCCCACCAGCCUGCCCCCCGCCACCCAGGUACCCAUGGAGGUCCUCAAGGUGCAGACUCACCUUGAGAAUCCAACCAAGUACCACAUUCAGCAAGCCCAGCGGCAGCAGGUAAAGCAGUACCUCUCUACCACUCUAGCAAAUAAACAUGCCAACCAAGCCCUGAGCUUGCCAUGUCCAAACCAGCCCGGUGACCAUGUCAUGCCGCCUGGAACUGGGAGCAGCGCACCCAACAGCCCAAUGGCUAUGCUUACCCUUAACUCCAACUGUGAGAAAGAGGGAUUUUAUAAAUUUGAAGAGCAAAGCAGGGUUGAGAGUGAGUGCCCGGCUCUGAAUACACACUCACGAGCAUCAUGCAUGCAGAUGGAUGAUGUGAUUGAUGAUAUAAUUAGUCUGGAGUCCAGUUACAAUGAAGAAAUCCUUGGCUUGAUGGACCCAGCCCUGCAAAUGGCGAAUACGUUGCCUGUGUCUGGCAAUUUGAUUGACCUUUAUGGCAACCAAAGCAUGCCUCCUCCAGGACUAAACAUCAGCAACUCAUGUCCAGCUAAUCUUCCUAAUAUAAAAAGGGAGCUCACAGAGUCAGAAGCGAGAGCGUUGGCUAAGGAGAGGCAAAAGAAAGACAAUCACAACUUGAUUGAACGAAGAAGAAGAUUUAAUAUUAAUGAUCGUAUAAAAGAACUAGGCACUUUGAUACCCAAGUCAAAUGACCCGGAUAUGCGCUGGAAUAAGGGAACUAUUCUAAAAGCAUCAGUGGACUACAUCCGUAAGCUGCAGAGAGAGCAGCAACGCACAAAGGAGCUUGAGAACAGACAGAAGAAGUUGGAACAUGCCAACAGGCACCUGCUGCUCCGAAUACAGGAACUCGAGAUGCAAGCUCGGGCACACGGACUGUCCCUUGUUCCAUCUACAGGCCUUUGCUCCCCUGAUAUGGUCAACAGGGUCAUCAAACAAGAGCCUGUGCUGGACAACUGCACCCAAGACAUGAUGCCGCACCACACAGACCUGUCCUGCACUACCACCCUCGAUCUCACCGACGGCACCAUCACCUUCAGUGACAACCUCGGCAGCGUGACUGAACCGACUGGCACUUACAGUGUUCCUGCAAAAAUGGGAUCCAAACUGGAAGAUAUCUUGAUGGACGAUACCCUCUCCCCCGUCGGGGUAACUGACCCACUACUUUCCUCUGUGUCUCCCGGAGCGUCGAAGACGAGUAGCAGGCGGAGCAGCGUGAGCAUGGAGGACACCGAUCAUGCUUGUUAGCAUACACUUGGCCCACCUCUCAUAAACUGCUUUGUUUCUUGAUCAGUAGAUUAAAUAAUUUACCUUUUGUAGAAUUUUUUUGAUUUUUUUUUUUUUUUUCCCUUGUGCUUCAUCAGUAGCCCAGUGUGUGUGCGUGUGUGUAUAUAUUAUAUAUAUAGGAAUUUUUUUAGAAUUUUUGUGAAGAAACUUGUAUAUUCUAUUUUAAAACUACCAUUGCCUCCAAAAUAUUGUACAGCAUAUGUACAGGAUCUGUGAACUGGAUUCGCCAAGAACUUUGAACUGGUCAAAUCUACUCAAAGCAAUAGAAUUACAAAUGAAGAGUAUGUUUCUACUGGGGGGGGAGGGGGGUAUCAUAGAAUUGUAAAUGCAACCUACUUACUUGGAAACAAAAUGUAAAGUUAAAGAAUGUAAAGAAACCAAAAAAAAAAAAAAUGUCCAAUUUGUAAUUGUAUUAAUUUAAUAGUGCUGCCUUAAAGAUACAGUGUCCCUCAGAGUUGGUCUUUACAUGACAAGUGUUUAGGGAAAAAUGCCCACCCUAUUCCACUCAGAAUACAAACAAACAAAAAAAAAAAGGUGUUAAGACAUCCUGAUUGUGUUGAUUGCGAUAUAAAAUGCCGUUGCUGAAAAUUGCAGGGAGAUGCGAGUCUGUUUCUCAGAGUGCUGUUUAGUUUUACUCUGAGCUGAUUUGGGUUUUCCUUUUGAUCAUGGUUCGAGUUUUUCUCUUAGAUUUUUAUUUUGUUUUGUAACACGCGUUGAUGGCUUACCAACAGUAAACCAAGCAGGAACACUGUAAGUUGGUAUACACUCUUUGGACAAAAAAAAUUGAUACAUUUUAUCAGCUGGGCACAUUAUGUUGUACAUAUCUAAUUGGCUUUAUUUUUUUUUUUUUAAAUUGCAUUGUACAGUUUAUUUUGAUUUGCAUGGAUUCCUUAGUUAUCCUCAACUUUUUGUUUUAAAUAUAUUUGUAUUUCAUUUGUAAGAUUUUUGCCUCUUAAUAUUGCAACAAUUUUUUGACAUUUUUAAAACUCAUUGGAGGUUUUCUGCGUACAUUGUAAACACUUGAAAGGAAGCUUUUAUGCAGGGUUCUGUGUUUUAAGAGAGAUUUUGAGAAUAUUUUGUAUAUUACAGUCUCACUUUGAAAAUGUUUUUAAACACAUUUAAGGUAGAAUACAAAUUUAGAUUAGGUAAUAAAACAACUCUGUAGAGAAACUGAACUUACAUAUUUAUUUUUAGUGAUACAGAAAAAAAAGUAGUAAUAUGCUUGAAAACAUACCUAUGUAGUUAAUAUACCCGUUAUAGUAAUUUGUGUUUUAUUUCAGCACUGGGGCUGACAUAUAAAAAAAACAAACAAACAAAAAAAAGAGUAAAUUACUGUAUCUGCAAAUAACUGUUACUUGAUAACAAUGUUAUUAAUUUUUAACAUGCAACAAUGUUGUAAAAGUAGUUCGGUGCAUUAUCUACUCAAGUGUAGUCCUAUGCAAUACUGGUAGUUAUACUUGUAUUAUAUCAAGCCUAGGUGUUUUACAGAGGUGACCUGUGGUGUUACGAGCUAGACGGAGUGAAUGAGUUUCUCACUAGCAGCCUACAGCUGACUCGCGGGCGGCAGGCAAGCGUAUCUCGUUCAGAAUGAAGUGCCUUAAACUCUAGUUGUAGUCUUCCUCGACUAGCACUGACUGAAGUGUGGCAUGGGAGAGAGAGAGCCUUAGCGCCGUGGUUUAUAGGACGCUGCAGUGUAGCGUGGUGCCUACGUAGAGAAAACAAGAGCUUCCCGUUCUCCUUUGUGCUACACUGGAAAUUACAUAGGAUAAGUGAAGCGGUUAGUGACUUGAGUGCCAGUUUGGCAGGCUUUAUAAGGAAACCUUGGUCGCAGCAGUGAGUGUCCAGAAACCAAAUGUGAAUUGGGUCGCGAUGGCCAGCCGGGGGUGACGUCGGGAGUUCCCGGAGCCUGUGGGGCGGCUCGCUGGGCUUCCCCCCCCCCCCCCCCAAAAAAAAAUAACGUUUCCGCAGGGAGCUCUGGAAGCAGCCCCUGCCCAGCCCCACUCCUGCUGGUGCUGAUGGCCGGGGGGGGCUCGGCGGGACGCCGGGGGCUGCGCCGCUGUCGCCGGCUGAGCCCGGCCCUCUCCGUUUCUGCUUGAGCAGCGAGCUGUGCGUUAGUGUUGGUGCAACCACCUUUUUUUUUUUUAAUUAUUUUAUUUUUUGCAGGAGGAGCUGGAGUUAGAUUAUAAUGAUGCCUCUCCCCCCCACCCCCAGACAGCUUUUUGGGAAUGUGUCUUUCCUAGAGCAGCGAAGCUCCGGCCCAGGGCAGGACCCAGGAUGCGCUGCAGACGCCGUGGUUCUCGCGCAGGGAAACGCUCCCCGUUCCCUGCAAGGCAGCUGCGCCGUCGUUAGCUCCGAGCUGAGUGUGUGGGUGCAGGCUUCUGGUGCUGCCGUUUGGUAACGGUGACAAGUAAAGAAAAUCGGGGCUGCGAAAUGCUUGUAGCUGUAACACAAGGCCGCGUUACCUUCCCCCAGUAAAAUGGGACAGCCCUGCAGCAUUGUACAACAAAAUCGGGGGGUGCGCGCUUGAGUGUGGUAACUGAGAACCACUGAAUAUAUUGAAUAAGGCUUUAGGUUUGAUGCCCAUGCUGGGCAUUCAGAAAUUGAAGUCUAGACUGUGGUAUAUAAAUAUUUUUUUAAAGCUUACGUAAAACCACUGGUACUCGUUGACAGCCAUGACUUCUGAUUUUUGGCUACAUGCUACACAGAGAUGAAUUAGGAUUGAAGGAAAACUGUUACAUCAAGAGCUGGAUUUCUUGAUAAAAGUCACUGUGGCCCCAGCAGCUGUGUUGUGUGCUCUCCGUACAUCGUGUUGCUCUGGGGUAACAUAGGACUCGGCUGUGCCCUGCUCACUCUUUGCCCCAUGUUUCCUUAGGCUACAGCCCCCCUCUGAGUUUGCCCACCCUUUGAAUGGACGCGUGCUGACACUGCAGUGGGGACACCUCUAGGAGACACGGACCUCCGGGCGGGUGCUAACUGGAGAUGUCUUUGCCUGUUUGAGCACCCUGGAACGUGUGGCCGGGACCUUUUACAGGGGAUCAAUGGCAGAUGACAGAGACAGCAAUUACAGGCAGGGUUUGGCAUGAACUAGGUGGAGUGAGAUGGACAGAAGUUGUUGCCCAGUCUGAUGAGGGUGUCUUGGGUGACACCGGGCUGGUGGUGGCUUCCCUGAGCGGGCAGGCGGGAUGCCUACCAGUUCUCACUUUGCCAAAGCCAUGCAGCAAGCAGGAAUGUGCAGAGUACCGUGAAGUUCUUCCUUACUGCUUUUGGCCUACAAAGCAAUAUUUAACUCUUACAACCUGUAAAAGCAAAAAGAAGGUACAUAAGGAAAGCACAAAGCACAAAAUAAUGCACUUACAUUUAUGUUGUUUGACAUAAAAUGCACUGGGGGGGAAGCGGAUGUUGAUAAAAGUAUAAAUACCUAUAUUUCUUGAAAAAGUGACAUUAAUUACUGCCUCUUGCUAUGAUGCUUGGUACUGUAAUGUUGAUAUUCAUCUGCUGUUGACUGCAGCAAUAAUUUGUGUAUGGUCCAUAGCACUGUAAAUUAUGGAUCAAUAUUAAUGUAUCCAAUGAAAUAAUUUGAACUGUUGUUCUUGAUAGAUGGAUUAAAGCAUUUGGUUUUUCACAUA